AAGGACCUGACCUUAGUCCAUUCAGAUCAAUAGGGAAGUGAGGGAGGAAAGCGCAAUCGGAUCAUUUACACUGGCUGUUUCAGAGGAAAUAUAGACUUCCCUUACACUUUGUACUCACUGUAAAGUGGAUAUCUUAGAACGCACUAAGAGGCUGACUUCCCGUUUUUCGUGAUUGCAGCACGCUGUUUUCCCCGCGACAAUGUCUUUCCCGCAACUGGGAUAUCAGUACAUCCGACCGAUAUACCCACAGGACCGCCAAGGGAUCGCUAGCGCCCGACCCGGGACAGAGUUGAGUCCGUCCGGGGCUCUUUCCAACGUUCUCUCAACUAUGUACGGAUCACCUUUCGCUGCAGCGCAGGGCUAUGGAGCCUUUCUUCCUUAUUCUAAUGAUCUCUCCAUUUUCAACCAGUUGGGUGCCCAGUACGAGAUGAAAGACAGCCCAGGCAUUCAGCACCACGGCUUCGCUCACCACCCAGCCUUCUACCCGUACGGCCAGUAUCAGUUUGGUGACCCAUCCAGACCCAAAAAUGCAACCAGGGAAAGCACGAGCACCCUCAAGGCCUGGCUCAGCGAGCAUCGGAAAAACCCGUACCCCACCAAGGGGGAAAAGAUCAUGCUGGCCAUCAUCACCAAAAUGACCCUCACCCAAGUGUCCACCUGGUUCGCCAACGCCAGGAGGAGACUAAAGAAGGAGAACAAGAUGACCUGGACCCCGAGGACCCGCACUGACGAAGAGGGAAAUGUUUACACCAGCGAUCACGAGGGAGACGAGGGGGACAAGAGGGAAGACGAGGAGGAAAUUGACUUAGAAAACAUUGACACGGAAAAUAUCGAAAACAAGGAUGAUUUGGACGAUCAGGACGACUUGAAUGCCGAUUUGAAAUUAGACGGCAGAAGUGACUCGGAAAUUUCGGACGGCUAUGAGGAUUUACCGGGGGCAGACCAAAGGUUUCUAAAAUCAGUGGUGAAAGAGGGCAAAGAGAUUCACGUGGACCGGGACGACCACUUCCACCAUCACCACCUCCACCACCACCAUCAUGCGUUUGAAAUAAAAGCGCCUCAGCCAAACGGCGACCAAAUGAAACCCGCAUCCACCAACUCUCCUCCUUCAGAAAACAACGCGGCCCCUGCCCAGAAACCAAAGAUUUGGUCGCUGGCUGAAACAGCCACAACCCCGGACAAUCCUAGAAAAUCUCCACUAAUGAAUGGGGGCUCCGCUGGGCCUGCCGCCCAAACCAUCAUAACUCCACACAGACUUAUCUCAUGUCCUGUUGGCAAAAUCCAGAGCUGGACAAAUCGUGCUUUCUCGGCCCACCAGCUUGCGUUACUGAACUCCAACCAUUACCUCGGACUGGCCAACCAAGCCUCGGCCAACGGCCUAGCCCUCUACAGCAGGCAUGCAGAGGAAAAGAGUCAUAAUUCAGACUCAACUGUUAAAGAAAGAUCUAGUGCCUUGGAAGCAGAGACAAAGUUGUUAAAAACAGCCUUCCAUCCAGUUCAAAGACGGCCUCAGAACCAACUCGAAGCGGCGAUGGUUCUAUCCGCGCUCUCCUCCUCGUAGGGUCUCUUGUGGUUUUUCUUUUGUUUCCCUUUUAAUCUGUUGUAAGGAAUGUAAAUUAAGAAUAUUACACCUCUGUAUACUUACCUUGUAAGCAUGUCCAGUGUAAAACUGCUAAUGUUAUAAUGUAUGAACAUGUAGUCUGUGAGUUUUCUUUUUCUUUUUUUUCUUUUUGUAAGUUCCGUGAGGAUUUGAUGUUGAAAUGUUUUGUAUAUAACGUAAAGAAAAUGUAUAUAGUUGUGAACCAAAUUGUACAAGAAAGUCUAUAUUUUGGCUAAUAAAUGAACUGCUGCAACUUUAUAACUUCAUACGUGUUUUUGAUGCGGUGGUUCUCACUUGGUGUGACAAUCGUAGACUUCACAAUCUAUAGGCCCUGUUAACCGUGGCUGUGCACAGUGAGCGAAGGGGCGCUCAUUUGCAGGGGAAAGGUGGAGGAGCGGUGGUACAGUGUAUGUUGGCUAUGAGGAGGAUUGGAAGUAUUUUCAUAUUUUAGGGACUGAACUGCAAUUAGCUGUAAAUAUUUGGAUAUUAACGCGUCAGGAUUAGCUUCAUUGAGGCGGAACAGACACAUUUGAAGUGAAUAAUUAUUUCAUUUUGGUCUGGAAUUGUAUGAAGUUCACCACCAGUCAGUGUGUGUUAAUAUUCCAACCUUAAAAAAUCUGGAGCUUUGGGGUUAAAUGCUGUCCUUAGUGUAUGAUUUGCAUAAGCAAGGGAAUCGUGUGAUAUUCCUCUGAUUUUGUUAUUUUAAAAAUGUAUAAUGAAUUUUAAUCAGACA
This is a messenger RNA of Engraulis encrasicolus (European anchovy), 2333 nucleotides long. RefSeq names its product iroquois homeobox 3a (gene irx3a). Gene Ontology annotation, cellular component: nucleus. Gene Ontology annotation, molecular function: RNA polymerase II cis-regulatory region sequence-specific DNA binding; DNA-binding transcription factor activity, RNA polymerase II-specific. Lineage: Eukaryota; Metazoa; Chordata; Actinopteri; Clupeiformes; Engraulidae. The transcript has 4 exons. Gene Ontology annotation, biological process: neuron differentiation; cell development; regulation of transcription by RNA polymerase II. The record is from RefSeq and is a predicted model, not a curated record. Bases 200 to 1561 code for a protein of 453 amino acids.